Messenger RNA from Brassica napus (rape), 2449 nucleotides. RefSeq names its product 4-substituted benzoates-glutamate ligase GH3.12-like. The transcript is spliced from 4 exons. The record is from RefSeq and is a predicted model, not a curated record. The coding region runs from base 188 to 1903 and encodes 571 amino acids. NCBI's taxonomy places the organism in Eukaryota, Viridiplantae, Streptophyta, Magnoliopsida, Brassicales, Brassicaceae. Gene Ontology annotation, cellular component: cytoplasm. Gene Ontology annotation, molecular function: acid-amino acid ligase activity.
AUCCAAAUCACGUUGAUAUAUUGAACUAGCAAGCACGACUAGUCCACCUUCCAAUCGAUCCACGUGUAGUACAGUCUGGCUUGUAUAAACAAUAUAAAUCGUCUUCCACGCUUGACAUUUUUUAAACAUUUGCAUCGGUAUAAAGAAACCCCCUGAUAUGGGUUUGGUGAAUUAGACAAAAAAAAAUAUGAGUCAAGGCUGUGAUCUCUCUGUUCUGGAAGAGCUAACGUCAAAUGCGAAGCAAAUACAAGAUGAUGUAUUGAACAAGAUACUCAAAGCUAACGCAAACACAGAGUACCUCAGCCGUUUUCUCGAGGGGAGCUCCGACAAAGAGCUGUUCAAGAAGAACGUACCAGUGGUCAGCUACGAAGAUGUUAAGCCUUAUAUCGACCGUGUCGCAAACGGAGAACCCUCGGAUAUACUUUCGGGUGAACCCAUUACUGCGUUUACCCUAAGCUCUGGAACUUCAAGUGGGAAUCCAAAGAUAUUUCCAGCGACCGACAAUUUUGAGAAUAUUAAAUCCGCCGGUGCCCUAAACUCUCUCAUUAUGUCCAAGCAUGUAGCUGGCUAUAAUCAAGGAAAGGUGAUGAUCUUUAGGUUCACUCAUCCGAUAUCCACAACUCCUUGUGGUUUGCCUCUUGCUUCCGUUGUUACAAUCUUGAUGAAGAGCAAACAUUUUUUGAGUAUGGAAAAACGUAGUACAAUCCCGAAAGAGAUCAUACGGUGUCCGGAUAAGAAACAGAGUAUGUAUUGUCAACUUCUAUUUGGUCUUGUCCAGAGAGACGAGGUUGUAAGUGUGGGUGCUUCGUUCCCCUCUGUCUUGGUUCAAUUAAUCAAUUUUCUUGAAAAGUACUGGAAAGAGUUGGCUAGAAAUAUCAGGUCCGGUCAUCUCAGCGAGUGGAUCACCGACCUUAGUUGUAGAGAUUCUGUCUCUAUCAUCCUUGGAGAACCAAAUCCUGAACUGGCAGAUUUAAUCAAAAAAGAAUGCACCGGACAAGAAUCUUGGCAAGGUAUCAUUACACGACUUUGGCCCAAGACCAAAUGCAUUGAAACCAUUGUUACAGGAACUUUGGCUCAAUACAUCCCAGUACUAGAGUUUUACUCUAACAAACUGCCUCUAGUUUCCAAAAAUUAUGCAUCCUCCGAAACAUUUUUCGGGAUAAAUCUGAAUCCUCUAAGCAAACCGGAACAUGUGUCCUACACAUUUCUACCCAACAUGGCAUAUUUCGAGUUCAUAGAUGUUGGUGUGGAUGGAGGAACUGAGGGCGAGAUUGUUGAUCUUGUGGAUGUGAAGUUAGGUCACUACUAUGAGCCAUUGGUCACAAACUAUUAUGGUUUACACAGAUGUAGAGUGGGAGAUGUUUUACAGGUCACUGGAUUUUACAAUAAGGCACCUCAAUUCAGAUUCGUACGUAGAAAAAAUACGGUUCUGAGUAUCUACGUAGAAUCAACGACUGAAGAAGAUCUUUUGAAGGCGUUGGCUCGUGCGGCAGUCGUUCUUGAAUCUUCGGAUUUAAUCAUGACGGGUUUCACAUGCUAUGCUGAUAUAUCCACUGUACCGGGUCACUACGUUUUUUACUUGGAACUCAAAGCCAAAGUCAACAGUGGCACCAACGUUCUACUACUUGAUAACAAGGUGUUGGUGGAGUAUUGUUGUGUCAUGGAGGAAUCAUUGAGUAGUAGUUAUAGAACCCUUAGGAGACAAGAUGGAUUGAUUGGAGCUCUAGAGGUAAGGAUUGUGCAAAAAGGAACGUUUGAUUCUCUCAUGGAGUUUUUUGUCUCCCGAGGUGCUUCUAUAACUCAAUACAAGACACCUAUAUGCAUAAACUCUGUUGAGGCUUUAAAGGUUCUUGAAGACAAGGUUCUUGCUCGGUUCUUCAGCGACAAAUCCCCUCCUAUCUGAUCCAGAUAUGAUCUGUAUGGAUAUGAUGAUGAUCCUUGCAGAAUAAUGAAGUAACAAACUUAUUUGGAGUAAUUUGUGGUUAAGUGUGUGUGAUUGAUGCUUUUCCCCCUGUUCUGUUACAAAAAGUCAUUGUCAAAUCGUGUGGGCAAUACAUAAGUGAAACAGUUUGUUUGUCAACAAAUAAAUGAUUGUUACCAAAGUCAAAGAAAUAAGGCAGCCGUAUAUGUUGAAAAUAUAAAAGGGUGUGGGGCCCGCUGCACUAUUUGCACGGUAAAUUUCUCUUAUAUAUAUAUGAACGUUUUCGUUCGUUGUAAAACACACAUCGACCUUCUCUUCUCCCUCUAAUAAACACUCUCUAUCAGUGUUAUAAAUUCUACGGGUAUAAAAUUUUGCCCUUAUUUAAAUUUUUGCGAUACAAUAAAAUACAAGUUCUUUUCAUAACACGUUAUCAGCAGGAUCACUCUGCGAUUCGGUAAAAUUUAUUUGUAUCAUUUAUACCAUGUUAUAAUGGUCGGUAUACCGCCUCUACUAUUAUUUAUAUUAUGU